CAUUUUAGUUUCUUCCGGAUCAUGUGAUGUCGUGUGAUCAACAAAAGCACGUGAGCGGGGAGGCGGAAGUGAGAGAGAAGGAUCAUGGGAAGUGAGUCGGUCGUGUCUGUAGUAAACAACAUGUCUCACGCUGGGUCGGUUGUGUGUCUGUUACACCUGCUGCUGUUUCUUCAUGUCGGGGCUGAGCUCGGGGACAAUGUCCGGCAGCGGUGGCCGGUUCCGUACAGACGGUUUGAUCGUCGUCCUGCUGCCGACUCCUACUGCGAAGCUCUCUUCCCCUUCUGUCCCACCGGAGACCGUGACGGACAGAUUCCCUACAUGAGCGACACUGACGUGAUCUCAGUGUAUAGACUGCAAACGCCUGUGUGGGAAUUCAAGUUCGGAGAUCUGCUGGGGAAAUUUCAUAUCAUGCACGAUGCUAUUGGGUUCAGCAGCUCAGAGACGGGGGCCAACUACACCAUGGAGUGGUAUGAGCUGUUUCAGCUGGGAAACUGCACCUUCCCUCACCUCCGACCCGACGUUCACGCUCCUUUCUGGUGCAACCAGGGAGCCGCCUGCUUCUUCGACGGCAUCGACGACCCACACUGGUCACAAAACGGCACAUUGGAAAAAAUAGGAGCAAUAACUGGGAACCAGUUCAAUGACAUGGCUCAGUGGGUCCAAGACGACAACGAGACCGGGAUCUACUACGAGACGUGGACAGUUCGCUCUGACCCCGGACCUAAUGCCACAGUGUGGUUCGAGUCUUACGACUGCUCCCAGUUUGUCCACCGCACGUACAGGAAACUCUCGGAGCUCGGAGCCAAACUCUCCAGUCGAUCACAGACCAACUACACCAAGAUCUACCUGUACAGCGGAGAGCCCAGUUACCUGGGCAACGACAGCGCCAUAUUCGGUCAGCCCGCUCUGAAGAACCUGGCAACGGACAUCCGUAAAUUUUACCACACGUUCCGGCCGCACCAGUCGUUUAUAGACUUCGCCAUCAGUCUACUGGAGGCGUAUAAAAAGGUUGUGCUGGACAAGAGCUUUUACCUCUACUACAACUUUGAGUACUGGCAUCUGCCAAUGAAACCUCCUUAUGUGCAGAUUACAUACGAAGAGGUGCCUUUGCCUUAACGUCCCACCUGCAUGAACGAAUCAGUCGAUCAACCGAUCAUCUAAAGUGCAGACAUAUGAGCAAGAAUUAAAAAGCUGGAAAAUGGCACAUUUGAGAAGCAGAAACCAGUGAAUGUUGCUUUUGUAUUUUGAUAAAGUAUUUAAAUGAUUAUUGAAAUAAUUGUCGACAGCCAAAGGAAAUGUCUUUGAUGGUGAAGAUUAAUGAUGUUCACCAGCUGAUUUUGCUCAGUGGUCCAGUAUUUCUCACCAUAAUGCACUUUUUUGUAUCCUCGAGGCCUCACAGACUUCUUUCUUCUUCAUACAACAGACCUCUGACUUACUCACACACAUUUUAUGUAGCACGAGCUAAUUAUGAUUAGCACUAUGAUGUGCUUCAGUGUUUGGAAAAUAAUGAAAUGACAGUGAGUACAUUCAGAAAUUUUAUUACCAGUACAGGAUCACAUAUCCAAAACAUUUGUAAUUUCAAGACAGGUGACCAGUAAAGCAAAGUAGACAAAGCAUUUGCCAUACAACACUAAAGGACAGCAUCAUCAACACCAGUUUAUUCCAAAUAAAACUUACCGGAGGAAUUACUGUCAACCUGCAUCUUUAUCAUGAAAGAUAAAUAAACUUUCUGAUCAGCAUUCACGUGUUUAACUUAUUCAACUGAAUUUUUCCGAUAAAAUCAAAUCAAGACAGAAAAAAGAUUCUGACCAGAAGCGUUAAUGAGACACAACCUCAGAUUGAAGCUGCUGGCAUAACCAUUGUUAAAUACACUGCACAAAUUAAUAGAAAAUAAUCAGGCGAUAUGUUACUGUACCGUUCAGAUGCUAAUGUACGAAAGCACAGACACUCAGCACAGGUAUCUACUGCAGUGACCAGAGACCCAUGCUAUUGAUAAACUAUAUAAGUUAUCCUGCAAAUGAAGUGCCUUAGUUUGUGUUACUGUUUGGCUUCAUGAAGUGGCUAAAUGAAAAUGAUGAAUAAGAAAAAAGGAAUGAAAUCUGGCAGAAGUUGUAAAAAGCAAACAUAAAUCCUAGAGGCAAAUAGCGACGUCCAAAAGUUUGUCCACUACUCGCAACAUUUUACAAAAGCUACAUUUUACAAAUUGUAAAACAUAAACUCAACUUUGCAGCUCUUAGUAACACAAACUGUCAUAAGUCAAAAAGGUUGGAUUUUGCAAGCAAUUUGAAGUGCCCUCCACCCAUUUCUACAGAUCCCUUAAGAAGAUCCUAGCUAGGGUUUUGAAGUUUUAAAUUUUUUCAGGUGACUGUUAACUUUAGUGCUUUUCUGCUGCAAAACAAACUUCUCUUUUAUACAAAUUCUUAACAUGAUGGCCCCUCUCUGCAUAAAGAGUGCAGGGUCAAAUUCCCUAAAUGGAGUUUGCUACAUCUUUGUUUUAAUCUCCAUUAUAUUGAUUAAUGACAUUAAAAAAAAAACUGUUUUGUAGUGAAGUCACAACUUUUGAACCACCUGCCUGCAACAAAUCCACAAAGAUGGAAGUGGAACUAAUAAAACCAAAAUCUUGCUGCUGGUUAUAACGAUUUCUUUCUUUCUGUAUAACUAAAAAAAAAAACAAAUGAAUCACAAAAGCAGUAUCUUCAUCAAUAAAUUACACAGCCUGUCUUCUCUAGUGAUAGAAUGAAAAAGAUCCAUCAACCCAGACAGAGGGUGAAAUAAAGAAACAAGUACAUUUCUAUUCAUAAUAAUCAAACACACAGCGUUUUAUAUACAGAUGCAUUUGACUUCCUUCUUAAAGGAAAAAAAAAUGUUUCACUCAUCUGACUUGCCAAAUCUCUAUUUACUGAAAUGGUUUGGAUGUUUUUGGGGAACGGGAGCACGAAGGAAAUCUGGAGAGACGGUGUUUGUUAUGAGAAGGGUGAAUGAUCUGCUUCCUUUCCUGCAGGUACGAUGUGAUAACAUGACACAGAGCAAUGUGUGGGCUAACAAGGAGGGCAGAUAUUCACUACAGGUUUCGAGCUUAAGCAGGCAAAUAGCAGAAGUUACAAAUGAAACUUACAUAGGAAAUAUAUUCAUUUAAUGCACCUGCAAGACAAUGUGAUUGCUUUUGCAUUCUCGGAUUGCACUGUGAGCAAAUAGCUGCAGAGACUCGUCUAUCUGUUGAGUAAGAUUCAGACGUGUCGGUGCAGGGUUUAUAUUUACAUAGAAUUAUUUAUCUGCUUUUUCUUUUUAAAAAUCAGUAAUUACAGAUUCAGUACUUCAAUAUAUAGUUCUUGGUUUCUGAUCCCAGCACAGUGUCAACAAUCAGCAUUUAGAUCUGGGUCAAAAUAAGACAAGUUGAUUACAACAACGUUUCAUUGCUUUUGAUGUCAAGCAGAAGGACUUGGUUUGUCCUAGUGAUUAUUUGGUAUUCAUGUGAGGUGCUUAGGAAAUAAGCUUAUUAAAAACAGAAUAUCAUUUUGUCAAGCCAGUUGAUGUACACUGCUGGUAAAAAAUAUCUGCAAUAAAAUAAAUGACAUCAAUUGACAUUGUUCACCUUCACAACACAAAUAUAGAAAGACCUGUAAAUUUGUGUAAAAUUAGGCGAAGGACCCAGUUUCUGCAAAUCUAAGUGAACCCACCAUCGACCCCUCCAGACACAUCCUAUAUACAAAUAACAUUGCAGACAUUUGGAAAUCCUCCAAUGCCAUAUUGUGUUAGAGUGCAGAGUUGCUGUCGCAGACUGGAUUUAGGUAGGCAGAGUGGUAGUGUAACACCAUGCAAUCAUGUACCUAAUUACUGCAAAAGACAUUAAAGCACACGCGUGCACACACACACACGCACCUCUCAGAAAAUAGAUUAUCAUAACCAGGCUACAAUGUCCACAUUAUGUCAGUUUGCAGUUUAAAAAUUGCUUUUUUUGUCAAAUAUUUCCCGCUGCACUGGGCUGUCGAGUGCCGUCUCCUCAAUAGAAAAAGCAGGAUUCCACAGUCUGUUUUCAAACUACCACGCAGAGAUUACUGUGGUGUUUGCACUACAUGACAUUGUGUAGCAGUCGACUGCCGCACUAUACCCCUGAGCUGCACUCUCCGCUACAAAGGGGUUCAGCAAGUCUAUGCCCUCCAUGAUGGCACCAAACAUUCCACUACAGCUGAGCAUUUAAAGGCUUUUCAGUGCAAACAUGGAGGC
Messenger RNA from Paralichthys olivaceus (Japanese flounder), 4224 nucleotides. It is a transcript of the gene cln5, whose product is annotated as CLN5 intracellular trafficking protein. Gene Ontology annotation, cellular component: lysosomal membrane; lysosome. The record is from RefSeq and is a predicted model, not a curated record. Gene Ontology annotation, molecular function: hydrolase activity, acting on glycosyl bonds. Gene Ontology annotation, biological process: lysosome organization. Lineage: Eukaryota; Metazoa; Chordata; Actinopteri; Pleuronectiformes; Paralichthyidae.